Alligator sinensis (Chinese alligator) is the source of this 1796-nucleotide messenger RNA. It is a transcript of the gene ABCB8, whose product is annotated as ATP binding cassette subfamily B member 8. The coding region runs from base 1 to 1587 and encodes 528 amino acids. Lineage: Eukaryota; Metazoa; Chordata; Crocodylia; Alligatoridae. The record is from RefSeq and is a predicted model, not a curated record. Gene Ontology annotation, molecular function: ATP hydrolysis activity; ABC-type transporter activity; ATP binding. Gene Ontology annotation, biological process: transmembrane transport. The transcript has 14 exons. Gene Ontology annotation, cellular component: membrane.
AUGGGGCCCGGGCUGCCCAAGCCGCCCCCCGGGCUCUCCCCGCAGGGGCUGCUCACCUUCGGCUACAUCGUGCUGCUGUCGCGGGUCGGGGAGCAGGUGGCCAGCAGCAUGCGGACGGCGCUCUUCUCCUCGCUGCUGCGGCAGGACGUGGCCUUCUUUGACGCCACUCGCACGGGGCAGCUGGUGACGCGGCUCACGGCCGACGUGCAGGAGUUCAAGUCCUCCUUCAAGCUCGUCGUCUCCCAGGGCCUGCGCAGCGCCACCCAGAUCGUGGGCUGCUUCGCCUCCCUCUACCUGCUCUCGCCCAAGCUGACGGGGCUCCUGCUGGUGGUGAUGCCCAGCCUGGUGGGCGCCGGUGCCCUCAUCGGCUCCUUCCUGCGUGGCCUGUCCCGCCAGGCCCAGGAGCAGGUGGCCAAGGCCACGGGGGUGGCGGACGAGGUGCUGGGGAACGUCCGGACUGUGCGGGCUUUUGCCAUGGAGGACAGGCAGCUGGAGGCGUACUGCACCGAGGUUCAGCGGUCGGGCCAGCUGAACGAGCGGCUGGGCGUGGGCAUCGCCGUCUUCCAGGGCCUGUCCAACGUGGUGCUGAACUGUAUCGUGCUGGGCACCAUCUUCACGGGCGGUGCCCUGCUGGCAGGGGAGGAGCUCUCGGCCGGGGACCUCAUGUCCUUCCUCGUGGCGUCGCAGACGGUGCAGAGGUCCAUGGCCAACAUCUCCGUCCUCUUUGGGCAGGUGGUGCGCGGCCUCAGCGCCGGCGCACGCGUCUUCGAGUUCAUGACCCUGGAGCCGGCCGUGCCUCUGUGCGGGGGGGCCCGGAUCCCCAGCCACGCGCUGCGGGGCUGCAUCUGCUUCCAGGGCGUCUCCUUCAGCUACCCGACACGUCCCGGCUACCAGGUGCUGCGGGACCUCAGCCUCACGCUUCCGCCCGGCAAGACGGUGGCCAUCGUGGGACCCUCGGGCGGAGGGAAGUCGACGGUGGCAGCGCUCCUGGAGCGCUUCUACGAGCCCACGCAGGGGACGGUGACGCUGGACGGCUGUGAGCUCGGCAGCCUGGACCCCUUGUGGCUGCGGGGGCAGGUCAUCGGCUUCAUCAGCCAGGAACCCGUGCUCUUUGGAACGACUGUGAUGGAGAACAUCCGCUUUGGCAAGCCCGGCGCCUCCGACGCUGAGGUCUACGCCGCGGCCCGGCGUGCCAACGCCGACGGCUUCAUCCGCAGCUUCCCCGAGGGCUAUGACACCAUCGUGGGCGAGCGGGGCGUGACACUGUCGGGGGGCCAGAAGCAGCGCAUAGCCAUUGCCCGGGCGCUCGUCAAGGAUCCCGUUGUGCUGAUCCUGGACGAGGCCACGAGCGCGCUGGACGCUGAGUCAGAGCGGGUAGUGCAGGAGGCGCUGGACCGGGCCGCCGCUGGCCGCACCGUACUAGUCAUCGCCCACCGCCUCAGCACCGUGCAGGGCGCCGACCUCAUUGUGGUGCUAGACGGCGGGCGCGUCGCCGAGACAGGAACGCAUGCAGAGCUGCUGCGCCGGGGCGGCCUCUACGCCGAGCUGAUCCGCAGGCAGGCGCAGGAGCAGCCUGAGCUACACUGACCAUUGCCUGGGCGGGAGCGGAGUCGGUGCAGGGAGGACCCAGGCCCGGCUGGCAUGAUGCCCUCUACCUCUGCCCUGGGGGCCUGGUGCUGGCCUGGAUCCUGUGUGGGGGGCGCAGCAGGGCUGCCUGCCCCACCCUGCUUGGUUUGUUUAGAGGUUUCUUCAAUAAAGCCUGGCCGGGAGCAGGCAGCACUGGCACCGUGGUGGGU